Messenger RNA from Ruditapes philippinarum (Manila clam), 7613 nucleotides. RefSeq names its product cubilin-like. The record is from RefSeq and is a predicted model, not a curated record. NCBI's taxonomy places the organism in Eukaryota, Metazoa, Mollusca, Bivalvia, Venerida, Veneridae. Gene Ontology annotation, molecular function: calcium ion binding.
GCUGUGGUGGUAAUUACACAACACCUAGUGGCACCAUUGUGUCAAAGAACUUUCCAAACAACUACCCACACAAUACAGACUGUGAGUGGCUUAUCACUGUAGAUGAGAGACACACGGUUGAACUGACUUUCACAGAUUUUGAUGUGGAAUCAGCAUCUGACUGUAGAUAUGAUUAUGUGGCACUUUAUGAUGGACCAACUGUCAAUUCCACAGAACUCCUUAAAUUCUGCGGAUCAACACUUCCAUCGCCUGUAAAAUAUAGGUCAAACGGAAACCAAAUGUAUGUUCGUAUGCGGACAGACAGUUCAGUAAGUGCUAGAGGAUUUAAAGCUGAUUUUGUGACAGGUUGUGGUGGAAUAAUCAAUGCUGAGGAUGGGGAUGGAGAGAUCGUAUCACCAAAUUACCCUGGCGCGUACCCCCGCGGGAGCAAUUGCUCAUGGGUUAUCAUGGCAGAACAUGGCACUGAUAGAAUAACCUUGACAUUUACGCACAUGGAUCUGGAGGAGUCAGAUGAUUGCAGCAAGGACUAUGUUUUAGUAUUGGAUGGUGACAAUGACCAAGCUCCUUUAAUAAACAAAUUAUGUGGACGUGUCUCGCCCUCGGCGAUCACGUCACAGGGCUCGGCACUGUUUGUGCAGUUUGUGUCUGACAAUUCUCUAGUGGCAUCAGGAUUUAGAGCAACUUAUUCAAAAUCAUCAUCAGCAUGUGGUGGAGAUUACACUUCCAUGCUAGGGUCAUUUACUAGUCCAGCCUACCCAAACAACUACCCUAUAAAUACAGAGUGUGUGUGGACAGUCAGUGUAUCCCCUGGUAACAGAGUUCAACUUUCAUUCAGUCAAUUCAACCUUUAACAACAUGAAAACUGUAACUAUGAUUAUGUUGAACUUCAUGAGGGAGAACUUGGUGGACCGUUGUUGGGCCGAUUUUGUGGAACAGAUAUCCCAGCAAAUCUUACAGCAUACAAUGGCCUUUGGAUAAAGUUCAGGUCUGAUGAAUCUGCAACAGGACAGGGAUUUAUAGCAUCUUAUUCAGCGGCCUUUGGUGGUGAUUUGACAGGAAAUUCAGGACAGAUUGCCUCUGCUCUCUACCCGUUGAUGUAUCCACACAAUGUUGAUCACAUGUGGACUGUCACCGUAGCAACCAAUAUGAGAGUAAGAGUUUCGUUUACAACGUUAGAUAUGGAAAGCUCAUGGCGUGGAUGUUCCUUUGACUUCUUAAAAAUAAGAGAUGGUGGAACUAUGGAUAGCCCGGUUGUUGGUACAUACUGUGGCACCGAUUUACCGGAUGUGUUCAUCUCUACCACAAAUCAGAUUCAUGUGGAGUUUCAUACUGAUUGGUCAAGUACGGGACAAGGCUUCCUGUUGAACUGGGAGGCGACAUCAGAUGGGCCAAUCACAACACCAGCCCCAACAGCUGCAACAACUCCAGUGCCAGGAUGUGGUGGAAUUCUCAAUGUGACCGAUUCUUUACAAACAGUUAUCUCCCCUGGUUACCCAGAUGGGUACCGGGACAAUCUAGACUGUACCUGGGUGUUAAAUUCACAGGUUGGUUCCCGGAUCUGGUUGAACAUCUCAGAUAUUGAUAUAGAGUCACAUUCUUCAUGCAACUAUGAUGUUCUUAGAAUUUACAAUUCUGGAUAUACAAGUGGGCCAAUGCUGGGAACCUUCUGUGGUCGCACAGGGAACCAAGUGCCUUUAAUAUCAAAUCAAAACAGUGUUGCAAUGAGAUUUACAACAGACUCAUCUGUUAACAGGACAGGAUUUAGUCUGCAGUAUAAGAGAGUUUGUGGAGGAAGACUACAGACAAACAGCGGAGUUAUACAGUCAGAUAGAUAUCCCAACAGUUACCCGACAAAUUCCAACUGUACGUGGACAGUGCGAGUGACCCCUGGCCGCACAAUACGUGUACAGUUCAAUAGUAACUUCAAUACACAGGGCACACAGGGCUCUUGUUCUGGAGACUAUGUCCAGUUGUUAAAUGGUAUAUAUUCAACAUCACCACCUCUUGGUAAUGCGAAUGGUCGUUACUGUGGCAACACAGCACCUGCCACCAUGGAAACUGGAAGCAACCUGUUAAAUGUCCAGUUUGUGUCAGAUGGCUCGGGAAGUGGACCUGGCUUUUCAUUGACCUUUAAUGAAGUUCAUGUUACAUGCGGAGGUCAGCUGAGCCUGGACGCAGCAACAACAAGUGGAUUCUUUACGUCACCAAACUACCCGGGAAAUUACCCGCAUAAUGUAGAUUGUGUUUGGGUGAUAACUGCUCCGGCACAUGAAAGAAUACAGAUAGACUUUGUUGAAGACUUUGGAAUAGAACGACAUACACAAUGUAACUAUGAUUUUAUCGAAAUCUGUGAUGGUGGCACUGUCAACUCUGCAUCUCUCGGCAAAUUUUGUGGUUAUGCGAAACCAAACACAGUAGUUUCUACAGGGAAUGUGAUGUAUGCAAGGUUUCGUACAGAUAACAGUGUCCCAAGGAUUGGCUUCAAAGCUCAAUACAAGAUUGCAACAUGCGGAGGUACUUACUUCGGGAAUAGGGGUUCAAUUACAAGUCCCAACUACCCAAGUAACUAUGACAACAACGCUGAAUGUAUCUGGGUCAUUCGAGGGCCAGUAGGCCACUAUCUGACCUUCACCUUCACAGCACAUGACCUUCAAUCCAGUUCAAACUGUUCUUUGGCAGAUUUUGUUGAAAUUCGAGAAAUAAAUUCUACAGGACCUGUGCUGCUUCAGUCAUGCGGUUCAAGUUUGCCUAGCCCAGUUAUGACGUCAGAUAGGUAUGGCUAUGUCCGGUUUGUUUCUAAUGAGGCUUAUCAACGACCAGGAUUUCGUCUGAAUUUUGAGGCCAGUGUUGAAGAAUGUGGUGGAGACCUGACAACGCCAACAGGGACAUUUCAGUCACCAAACUUCCCCGGGAAUUACCCACACUCUCGUUAUUGUCAGUGGAGAAUUACAGUACCACAGGGAAGAAGGAUCACGUUGACGUUCGACCCGUUCAGUAUAGAAGAUCACUCGUACUGUCGAUACGAUUUUGUCACGGUUUAUAAUGGAGGCGAGGUCAAAGCUCCGUUUAUUGGUAGAUAUUGUGGAGACAAUCCACCGGGUGUUGUGGAGACAUCAGGAAACACAGCACGAGUCGUUUUCCGCACAGAUGGAUCUGUCACAAAUGGUGGCUUUAGAGCAUCCUACACAUCACAAAAUGAAGCUGUCUGUGGCGGCCUUAUAACAUCAAGUCCAGGUAAUAUUACCUCCCCUGGCUUUGCAACCGGGAAUUACACAAACAACAUCCAGUGCAUAUGGACCAUACGUAAUCAGGCGUAUGUGAACACAUCUAUCGUUAUACGAUUUAAUACUCUGAAACUGGAACCAGCCCACAGCUGCAGAUAUGAUUGGCUUGAAGCUAGAGAAGGAGAUUCAGUGGAUGGUGUGUUAUUGGACCAAUACCGCGGAAACAACACUCUACCUCAGCCUAUAAUAUCACCAACUCCUAGUAUAUGGUUAAGAUUCUGAACCGAUGCAUCCAUCGUCGAUCAGGGCUUUCAUCUCUCGUAUAAUUUCACACAAUGUGGAGGAAUGUUGACGGACCCCACUGGUGUUAUAUCAAGUCCAAACUAUCCCAGUGAUUAUGAUCAUAAUGAUGCCUGUGCCUGGAUUAUCACCGCUCCUGAAGGAACUCAGAUUGUGAUUGAAUUCACAGACUUUGACAUUGAGACACAUCCAGAUUGUAGAUACGAUUAUUUACAAAUUUUCAACGGUCCUUACGCAUCAUCCCCUUCCAUUGGUUCAUUCUGCGGAUCAACGGCACCCACAACAAUACGCUCACAGAGUAAUUCACUAAGACUGGUCCACUUCACCGAUAUGAGCAUGGCCGCCAGAGGUUUCAGGCUAACAUACACAUUUACUACCCAGGGCUGUGGCGGAAUAUUCCAUAGUGAUGUAGGUAGUUUGUCAACUCCAAAUCAUCCGAGUAGUUAUCCACACAAUACUGAAUGUGUUUGGGACCUCAAUGUUGACUCUGGCUAUACAAUAACCUUGACCUUUAACCCACCAUUUGAUAUGGAGCACCAUGGAGCAUGUGAUUAUGAUUAUGUGGAGGUUAGUGACGUUCUUAGCAAUGGUACUCAGGUGUCCUUGGGCAGAUGGUGUGAGAAUGUACUGCCACCAGUCACAAGGUCAACUGGUAACAGACUGAUUGUUAAGUUCAGAUCUGAUGCUUCUACAAAUGGAAAUGGAUUUUCAGCUGGGUGGAGUGCAGGUUGUGGUGGUGUGCUAACAAAUCGUCAAGGGAUCCUGCUCUCGCCAAGAUUUCCCAACAACUAUGAAAACAAUCUACGCUGUAACUAUACAAUAAACAUGGACCCGCAGCAUUUCAUCAUUCUUCGAUUCGAUCCUGACAACUUUGAACUUGAGGGGGGAAGAAAUUGCAGAUAUGACUGGGUUGCAGUUUUUGCCGGUAACAAUUCAAAUUCGAGACAGCUCGGUAAAUUUUGUGGCAACACUGUUCCACAGCCUCUCAGCUCUCUUGGACAGAUGUAUAUACAGUUCUGGACAGAUGGCUCUGUAGUAAGAAAAGGGUUUAGGGCAUAUUACAUGGUCAGCGAGUGUGGCGGGGUUUUCACAGAUCCAUAUGGUGUCAUAGAGACUCCAAACGGACCUACAGACUACCAUAACAACCAUAAUUGUACAUGGAGCAUCACCGUUCAACCUGAUCGGGUCGUAGAAAUCAAAUUCCAGAUGUUUGAUCUAGAAGCUCACUCUACUUGUGCAUACGACUAUCUUGAUGUAUACGACGGUCCAUCUCUAACAUCCCCUCUGAUUGGACGAUAUUGUGGUGAUGUUGUACCAACGGACCAGAUCAGAUCAACUUCAAAUACCAUGACAAUUAACUUUAUUACUGACUUCUCAGUUACUAGUGCAGGAUUUAGAGCUGUUUAUAGGACAACGUUUGGUCAGAGUCAUGGAUGUGGCGGCAUACUUAACUCAACGAGUGGUUCGCUACGAUCUAUAGAUAGUAACGGAGACGGUCAGUAUGAGAAUAACCUGGACUGUCGAUGGACCAUUGUUGCUAAUAACAAUAAUGUUAUACGGCUAACAUUUACUGGAUUAGAAUUGGAAGACAACCCAUCAUGUAUAUAUGAUUAUAUCAAGAUUUACGAUGGAAUGACUGAUGAAGAUCCAUUAAUCGGAACCUACUGUGGAUCUAAUAUACCACCUGUGUUUACGUCAACAUCAAACAUUCUUUACGUUCAAUUCUACACUGAUGUGUCAAUAGGUGCCGCAGGAUUUAACGCUACAUACACUCAGCUUCCUGGUGCAUGUGGGGGCACUUAUACAUCAUCGUCUGCCCAACAAGUGAUAACAUCCCCAAGUUAUCCGAAUGCUUACCGCCAGAAUGUUAGAUGUCGCUGGACCAUAGAUGCACCAACAAACACUGAUCAGGUGGAAUUGACUGUGGCCGCGCUUAAUCUGCAGACGACAUCUGGUUGCUCACCAGAAUAUUUGGAGUUUAGAGAUUAUCCUCUUGGUUCCCAAGGGCGUAUAGUUCAUGCCUGUGGAGUUACCCCACCUGGUGUAUUUAUUUCAAUUGGAAACACUGUGCAGAUAAAUUAUGCUGCAACAAAUGGUGGCAGCACUGGAUUCUCUCUCAAUUAUCGUACUGCAACUUGUAACAGAACAUAUACGGGUUUAAGUGGGCAGAUUUACAGUCCCGGAUGGCCAGGUCGGUACCCGCAGAAUGCUAAUUGCCAGUUUAGAAUACAGGCACCAGUUGGUACUACAGUUUCACUCUACUUCAACACAUUCCAUAUUGAGCCUCAUACAAACUGCAACUUUGACUAUCUUCAGGUAAGGAAUGGAUCUGAGCAUGAUUCCCCGGUUAUCAGGAAACUGUGUGGCUGGGUUCUACCUGACCCAAUAUUUGCAACUACCAAUACAGUGGGCUUUAGCUUUGUUACAGAUGUGUCAGUGACAUAUCCAGGCUAUGAUAUAACUUACACUGCAACUUCACAAGGUGUUGGCUGUGGCGGGAACAUAACUGGAAUCAACGGCAGUUUUACAAGUCCUGGUUACCCAGGUAACUUUACUUCAGCAAUCACAUGCUCAUGGAUGAUACAGGUACCAGCUAGGAGGGUGAUUACAUUACUUUUUACUGAUAUGAGAAAUGGCGAGAACUGUGGGACAGAUUAUAUCAUUGUCUUUGACGGAAAUAACGACUUGACAGAUCAAUUUGGCAGAUACUGUGGUGGGGAGGUACCUGCUCCCAUGUCUACAAGUAGUAACGUGGCUUUCAUCAAGUACGUGUCUGAUGGUAGCGGAUCAUCGAUAGCCUUCAGACUCACAUUCACGAGCUAAUAGACUAAUAUACAAUGUGAAAUUUUAAAUUAAACCUUCAGUACAGAUAAACAGAAAAACCUAACAUGAUACAUACAUGCACAGGCUAGAAUCUGUGUCACAAAAGCCUAGCUGUAUCAUUAAGUCAUAACAUAUGAAAACAUUGCAGUACUCUUAAAUUCCAAACAAUUAAAGGUCCAUUAAGCCUGAAAAAUGUUAUCAUUUCUACAUUGUAUUUUUAAAAGCUUCCUAUUCUGUUGCCCCCUAAAAAUUUCGAAAAACAGAGGAAAAUUAGUUGGCGAAAUACAUGUACCUGAGUCUUCUUUUGCUUCUUUUUGCAAUUUGACCAAUAGUACACUUAUAGAAGUCUAAAGAAGUCUUAAGCUCUAUUUUGUAUGGCAGUCAAAAUGCCACUUUAUUUACACUUUCCGACAUUUAUCAUAAAACAUUACAAUUUUUACAUUUAUUCAGUGCUAUUUCCUUUAGGUUACCUUGAGUAUAAGCAACACACAAGUUCCAGACCCAUCAUCUUACAACAUGAUAAACGCAUGUUUACCUUUUCAACAGAAGGUUAAAAAUAUAUAUGUCUGCGGUAUAACGUGCCUUUAAGUCACCAAUAGUGUAUAUAAUAUAUAUAUUGUGUAAAUAUCUUUCAAUUGCUCCUGUUUUUAUAGGCAUAUUUUUAGUCUUCAUUGAUACAGAUGGAUUAUUUAUGGAAGAUAUUUGAGCUAUGAAUGCUCAAUAUUGAACUGAUUAAAUGUUUUCUAACCAAUCACAGUUGAAACCGCAUUUAGUUUAAGUCAAAUUAAAUUUAAGGAAAGAAGACCAGUAAUUUGUGACUGUAAUUCAAUGCAUUGUUGAUUGAAAAAUCAUUAUUGUGCAUUGUGUAAUAUAUUUGAGGGGAUUAAAGUACAUGUACAUGUGAUAUACAUGUUUUUAAGGGGUUAAAAGUACAUGUACAUGUGAUGCAUUUGAUUUGUUACAAAGUGCAAUAGUUAAUAAAAUGUGCAAUAAAUGUUGAUAAGAAUGUUAUUAUACUGUAUCAUUAUAUGAAUUAUUUCUAAUAUUUUGUAAUAGUCACAUUCCUUGGGCUUUUUUGUUAUAUAAUUUUAGCAACUUUUGUUAUUGUAAAUUCCGAGGACUGGCCUGAUAAUUUGCAAUAUUAUCACAGUUUUGUUCAUGAUUAUUAGCAUUUGUACUAUAAACUCACAUGUAUAUUUGACAUUUGUUGUAACAAAGGUAUAUGUACACUACUAUCUUAUGAAAUAAAAUAUUUUAUUGACUUCA